AUGGGUGACCUUCCAAAAGGUCAAGUGUCGGUGUCAUCCCUUCACGCUAACAUGCUACAAGAAGUCACCGGCAGUAGUGCGUCUGAAUAUCUUCUCCAUAGCUACAAGAGGAGCUUCAACGGGUUUGUCGCAAAGUUGACGGAGGAGGAGUCGAAGAAACUGUCCAGCAUGGACGGGGUUGUGUCUGUGUUCCCAAAUGGAAAGAAGAAACUCCUUACGACAAGGUCAUGGGACUUCAUCGGCUUCCCAGUUGAAGCUAAUAGAACAACUACUGAAAGUGACAUUAUUGUUGGAAUGCUGGACACUGGGAUCUGGCCUGAGUCUGCUAGUUUCAGUGAUGAAGGGUAUGGCCCACCACCAACCAAAUGGAAGGGCACUUGUCAAACCUCGUCCAAUUUCACUUGCAACAAUAAAAUUAUUGGAGCUAAAUACUACCGGAGUGAUGGAAAAGUACCUCGAAGGGAUUUUCCAUCACCAAGAGAUUCAGAAGGCCAUGGAUCACACACUGCAUCCACAGCAGCUGGAAACUUAGUUGGUGGGGCAAGCUUACUGGGCAUUGGCACAGGAACAGCUCGAGGAGGGGCUCCUUCAGCCCGCAUUUCAGUGUAUAAGAUAUGUUGGGCAGAUGGUUGUUAUGACGCUGAUAUCCUGGCAGCAUUUGAUGAUGCAAUCGCCGAUGGAGUUGAUGUAAUCUCUCUUUCUGUUGGGGGAUUCUCUCCAUUGGAUUACUUUGAAGACUCAAUUGCAAUUGGAGCUUUCCAUUCCAUGAAGAGUGGGAUACUCACAUCUAAUUCUGCUGGUAAUUCGGGCCCAGAUGCUGCUUCCAUUACAAAUUUCUCGCCUUGGUCUCUGUCAGUUGCUGCUAGCGUCAUUGACAGAAAGUUUGUGACCCCCCUGCAUUUGGGAAACAACCAGACUUAUGUGGGAGUACUCUCUUUAAAUACUUUCGAAAUGAAUGAUAUGGUUCCUCUCAUUUAUGGUGGAGAUGCGCCAAACACGUCAGCAGGUUAUGAUGGAUCUUCUUCCAGGUACUGCUACGAGGAUUCCUUGGACAAGUCUCUGGUAACUGGUAAAAUUGUACUCUGUGAUGAGUUGAGUCUUGGGGUCGGAGCAUUGAGUGCUGGAGCAGUAGGUACUGUAAUGCCACAUGAAGGCAAUACGGAAUAUUCCUUCAAUUUCCCCAUAGCUGCAUCCUGCUUGGACUCCGUCUAUACUAGCAAUGUUCAUGAGUACAUAAACUCAACUAGCACACCAACCGCAAAUAUACAGAAGACCACCGAGGCCAAAAAUGAAUUGGCACCAUUUGUAGUUUCGUUUUCGUCGAGGGGCCCAAACCCUAUUACCCGUGACAUUCUCAGUCCUGACAUCGCCGCGCCAGGAGUUGACAUUCUAGCAGCAUGGACAGGAGCUUCAAGUUUGACAGGAGUUCCAGGGGAUACAAGAGUAGUUCCGUACAAUAUCAUUUCAGGGACGUCCAUGGCUUGUCCACAUGCUUCCGGGGCUGCUGCCUACGUCAAAUCAUUUCACCCAACAUGGUCUCCUUCUGCUAUCAAGUCUGCCAUAAUGACAACUGAGAUCUCUUUCAACUCUUUUUGAAAGUUGCUUUUGCAGACAGCUAAGUUCUAGUAUUAAUAUAACCCAUAUCUUUAAGUAAUGCUCAUGUGUCCAUUGUUAUUGGCAGCUUCUCCCAUGAGUGUUGAAACCAACACCGACCUGGAGUUUGCAUAUGGGGCAGGUCAGUUAAAUCCCCUACAGGCUGCAAAUCCUGGUUUGGUAUAUGAUGCUGGAGCAGCAGAUUACAUCAAGUUUUUGUGUGGGCAAGGCUAUAACGAUACAAAGUUGCAGCUUAUCACCGGAGACAACAGCACUUGCUCUGCAGCCACAAAUGGAACUGUUUGGGAUUUAAACUACCCUUCUUUUGCUGUAUCUACUGAGCAUGGGGCAGGUGUUAUUCGCAGCUUCACUAGAACUGUCACAAACGUCGGAUCACCGGUCUCAACUUACAAGGCAAUUGUGCUUGGCCCUCCAGAACUCAGUAUCCGAGUUGAACCAGGUGUACUUUCAUUCAAAUCCCUUGGAGAGACGCAAACCUUCACCGUCACUGUUGGUGUGGCAGCACUAAGUAGCCCUGUAAUAUCAGGUUCUUUGGUGUGGGAUGAUGGGGUUUACCAAGUGAGAAGCCCCAUAGUUGCUUAUCUUAAUUAG
Messenger RNA from Vitis vinifera (wine grape), 2205 nucleotides. Its product is annotated as cucumisin. Gene Ontology annotation, molecular function: serine-type endopeptidase activity. Gene Ontology annotation, biological process: proteolysis. The record is from RefSeq and is a predicted model, not a curated record. The transcript has 9 exons. Lineage: Eukaryota; Viridiplantae; Streptophyta; Magnoliopsida; Vitales; Vitaceae.